AUGGCAAAGAAAAAAUUAAAUCCUUCCAUUAAAAGAAGUAGAACAAGGUCUGGUUGUGUCACCUGUAGGGACAGGCAUAUCAAAUGUGAUGAACAACAACCAAUUUGCAAGAAUUGUAUCAAAUCUAAUAGAAAAUGUUACCGUGGUAUUAGAUUGAAUUUUACUCAAUAUACUUUUUAUGAUCCAGAUGAACAUAAACCUAAAGUCGGUGACACUGAAAAACAACAACAAGAACAACAACAAAAUCAAUCACAAUUAGUGUCUACUCAACAAGCAUCACAUCAAUUCCAAUUUCAUUCACAUUCUUAUCAACAACAACAACCAAUUAGACAAAGACACAGAAUAUUAGAUCAGUCAAUUACCAUUGCUUCCUUAUAUGAUGAUACUAGAAAUUAUAGACCUUAUUUGCAUUUACAUUCACAAGCUGAUUUAAGAGAAUCCGACUUACAAUUCCAAGAAGAUACUUAUAAUUCUUACAUUUCCACGUCUGAUAGAAAAUCUUCAUCAUCAUCCAGAAAUAUAGCACCACCAUCAAGUUCACUUUCAAUUAUCCGUCCUUCUAUGGACAUCCAACAACCACAACCAUAUCAACAACAGCAACAACAGCAACCACAACAACAACCACAAACCUCCAGUUCAUCCUCUGUGAGAGAUAAUAGUCAAUUUAUUUCUCAAUUAACAUCUCAAAACACCACUCCAUUCAACCCUGAUUUUUUCACUAAUGAGUUGUAUUCAACCAAUUUUUCAACUGCUCAUUUACAUCAGCAAUAUUCAAUGCCUCAACUGCUGAUACUUCCUCCUCCUCAACCACCACCCCCUCCGACUCAUUCUUUAUCUGCUCCUCCACCAUCUUCCUCAUCUUCUUCUACACAUCACCACCACGCAAGUUUACAAUUACCACUUUUACACCACCAUCAUUCACUUUCUAAUCAACACCAACAACAUUUUAUUCCGGUGGGUCCACCACCUCCUCAUCCACAACUACAGCAACCGCUACCUCAACAACAACAACCACAACACCAACAACAAUCACAAGCACAAGCACAACACCAACAAAUAGCACCACAGAAUCUACUACAACAUCCUCAGGCACAUCAAUUUGAUUAUCCCCAAAUGAGUUUGAAUCAAAGUAAUAUGUUACCUUUACGAUAUGAUAUUUCAAGUUAUAUUCAAUUGAUUGAAAAUGAAAAGUAUUACACUUUAUUGGAUCUCACAAAUGAAAUUGAUAUUUGGAAGAGUAUUGUACCUACUUUAUGUUUAAGGACUUCGGAUAAAGAUAGUUUUUUAUUAGAUUGUUUAAUGAGUUGUUCCAGACAAAAUUCUCCGAAUCUUCCUCAAUUGACAAACGAACAGUUAAAUAAAUGGUUUCAAAUUAAAGAUUCAUUGGUUGGGAUUGAAAAUAUUCAAUUGUUUGAGCAUUUAUUGAUUAGUGUGGUGUUAAUCUUACAUGGUAUUUAUUUGACAAUUACUAGAGAGCGGCUCACAGAUUAUCAUAAGAUUGUGUUGAAUAAUCAGUCGAAAUUGUUUGCCAAAGUAUUGAAAAAAUUGAAUACAUUCAUUGAAAGUAAUAGAGCAAAUAAUUCAACUGUGUUGGUCAAUUGUAUUUAUACAAUUACUAUUCUCAAAUUUUAUAUUAACAAGAACUUUGACUUAUCCCUUGAAUACAGAAGUCAAAGCAGUUCUCAUCAUAAUUCUACAAGUGGUUCUAAUAGUGGUGUUGGAAGUACUGCUACUCCUGUUGGUGUAAGUGGUGGUACCCCAACAAUUUCAACUGGUACGUCUGGUGGUGGUGGUGGUGGUGGUAAUGGAGGUUCAUCUGGGUUGGCUAAUAAUAGUUCAAGUGGUGGUUCUAAUGGUCAAAAUUCUCCAGAUGAUAUUGUUUAUCCGACUACAUAUUUCAAUGCUGAUUUAUCUUAUAUUGUCAAUCUCAGUGAACAAGAGAUCAAAUAUUUGAACAGUUGUUAUCUGGUAUUUGGAUAUGAACAGGUUAGAAAUGAAUCACAAUUGUAUAAAGAUUUAUUAUGGUAUUUAAUUAAAGUUGACUUUAUGAUGAACCAUCCUGAAAGUUCCAAUGAUUUGAUUAUUGAUUAUAAUGCUAUCCAUCAAAUUGAUGCACUUUCCAGUACAUUGAAUCCAAAUCAUCAUCAUCAUCACAAUCCUCAUAGUCAUCCUUCUGAUUCCAAUUCACGUCGUUAUGGGAAUAAUCAAAGAUAUUACGCAAGAACAUUUAUUAGGGAGUUUAUUAAGAAAUUAUUGAAUAUGAAUAAUAGUGAUAUCAUAAGAGAUGUAAAUCGUCAGUUGCAGAAUUUAUUUGUUCAAGUUGAUGAAAGUUAUUUGGAGCCUGAAGUCAAACUGCAAUUCAGAUACUAUUUUAUGUGGACUUUAAGAUAUAUCCAUCCAAUGAAUUCAUGA
Molecule: messenger RNA, 2412 nt
Organism: Candida tropicalis MYA-3404
Lineage: Eukaryota; Fungi; Ascomycota; Pichiomycetes; Serinales; Debaryomycetaceae
Gene: AHR1
Product: Zn(II)2Cys6 transcription factor AHR1
Exons: 1
Coding region: 1-2412 (803 amino acids)
Biological process (GO): regulation of DNA-templated transcription
Molecular function (GO): zinc ion binding; DNA-binding transcription factor activity, RNA polymerase II-specific
Source: RefSeq, a predicted model, not a curated record